AUGGAUACCGAAUCGCGAAUCACCUUUGAGAUUCCGUCCAGCAUCGAUUUGGACAGUUUAAUCAAGACCAACAAUUAUUCCCUGCUCUUCAGUCAGCUUCACAGCGCUGACACUUAUGGCAGUAAUCGUCUCGUGAAAGACCUUUUUAGUAAUCGCAGCAAGACGAUGAGCGAUAUCGAAUAUGAGCGUUUUAUGAACGAAGUUUGGAUCACACUUGUGCUGGUGCUGUUUAUCCUGUCGAUUGUUUUUUGCCUGUGCUCCUGUUUGUUGUACCAUAAAUUCAGACAGUGGAAACGAAGUGUUUCUCUUGCUCGUGCAUCUGCUAGCGCCGUCAACAACGUCACAAUUUACGAAUCUGAUCACGAUUCCUUGCCCAGUUACACUCUUGUUUCUGGCCUUCCAAGCUACGAUGACGCCUUGGAACAAAUGAAGUCAAAGCUGAAUCACAAAUCGAGUGUAAACUCCCAAAAACGUCCAUCUCUCACGAAACUUUUCAAUUUCAACGACAACCUCGAAAAAUCCGACAUCACCAAUUACCAAGCGCCCGAAGAUACGGCAACAUCAGCUCCCAGCUACGAAGUUUCCGUCAUUUUACCACAAAAAUCGGCACAUCAUGAGAAAUGCAUUCCUGCGAAACCCACUUACACCAUGGAACCAAUCACUGAUUUGCCACCUAGUCAUAUCCUGAGUAACGGCGAGAGUUUUAUCAUUAAUUUUCCGUCAUCAACAAAUACAACAACAACCACAACUACGGAGGAAAAAUCUUUGUUGACUGAAGUGGUGUCGCAAAAACCCAUUUACAGUCAUUACAAUAACGAUAUUUUGACACCAGAAAUUAGUAAAGAUCGAAAACUGCAAAUUAUUAGCAGCAACAUGAAGAUUAAGGCGAAUUCGUUGAGUAAUUUGUGUGAAAUUCAUCGCUAAAAAACAUUCCAAAAAUCUAGUUUUAGCUAAGAAUUUGUGGAAAAUCUUUAAAUAUUAAAUGUAAAUUUUUAGGAAAAAAAAUUCUGUAAAAUA
Culicoides brevitarsis is the source of this 1017-nucleotide messenger RNA. Its product is annotated as protein commissureless 2 homolog. The record is from RefSeq and is a predicted model, not a curated record. Gene Ontology annotation, biological process: axon guidance. The transcript is spliced from 2 exons. Bases 1 to 924 code for a protein of 307 amino acids. Lineage: Eukaryota; Metazoa; Arthropoda; Insecta; Diptera; Ceratopogonidae.